Molecule: messenger RNA, 1817 nt
Organism: Octopus sinensis (East Asian common octopus)
Lineage: Eukaryota; Metazoa; Mollusca; Cephalopoda; Octopoda; Octopodidae
Product: glutamate receptor 2
Exons: 6
Coding region: 196-1680 (494 amino acids)
Biological process (GO): synaptic transmission, glutamatergic; modulation of chemical synaptic transmission
Cellular component (GO): plasma membrane; AMPA glutamate receptor complex; dendritic spine
Molecular function (GO): AMPA glutamate receptor activity; transmitter-gated monoatomic ion channel activity involved in regulation of postsynaptic membrane potential
Source: RefSeq, a predicted model, not a curated record
CACACAUACACACACACACGGACGUAAGCAAAUACGUCGAUGUCGCUGUGCUUGUGAUAAUAAUAUAUCAGAGAGACAUAGCCAUAUAUAGAAAUCCGUCACCGCUGGUAUAAAAACGAAUUUACUGAAACUGCCCUGUCAGUACAUUUCAUACACUUUUUAGGCAUCAUUUGCCCCACUAUAUCACCAGUUAAAAUGUCAAUGUCUUUAAAGAAAUUUAUGUUCUCCAUAAAUCUUGCAUCUUUGGGAUUUUUCUUGCUGAUAUCGUUUCAAUGUAUAGUCACGUUGGCAGAAGCUAAGAAUCCCGCGAAAAAGGUUAUCAAGGUUUCUACGUUCCAAAUACACCCCUUUUACAUGGAAGAAAAGCAUGAAAGUGGAACAGAACAGCAUGGCUACAUAGUUGAUAUGUUAGCUGAGAUGGCUCCAUUAAUGAAUGUGACCUUUGAGAUAAACUUAGUGAAAGACGGACACUUUGGACAAAUUCGUGAAGAUGGAAACUGGACCGGAAUGAUUGGAGAAGUUAUAUCAGGGCAUGCUGAUAUUGCUGCCGCUCCACUCACCCUCACUUUAGACCGUUUGAAACAUGUGGAUAUGUCUUUUCCAUUUCUAAGUUCUGGAUAUAAAAUCGUUAUUAAAAAACCAGAGGCGAUACAAAUGACACGUGGACUUUUCAUUGUUUUAAAACCAUUCACAACUCCUGUUUGGUGUUUCAUCAUAUUAGCUUAUGUACUGACCGGUAGCUUUCUGGCAAUAAUCGGUCGAAUUAGUCCGUAUGAAUGGACAAACGCGUCGGACGUGGAUGUUGAUUCGGAAAAACGUAGCAGUUUUAAUUGUAUGAAUAGCUUUUGGUUCACCUUCAGUACAUUCAUGUGGCAAGGAUAUCGUAUUGCGCCUCGGUCUUAUUCUGGAAGAACACUGAGUGUGUUUUGGUGGAUAUUCGUCUUGGUAACACUGGUUCUUUACAUCGGUUCCAUGGCAGCGCACUUACUGGCAAACAGACCAAAAAAUGAGUUCCUCCCAUUCACCACUUUUCAUGAAUUGGCCAAACAGAGUGAAGUCCGUUAUGGGGCCGUAAAAUCAGGUUCAACCGUUCGUUAUUUUAAAAGGUCAUCAGUUCCUGUGGAAAGAGUUAUUUAUGAAAACAUCAUGAAGGACCAAAGCGUUUUGACAUCAUCAGUAAGGGAAGGUUUGCAAAGGGUGCGAGAAUCAGAAGGCAAGUAUGCCUACAUUAUGGAAGGCGAUCUGGCUGAAUUUUUAGUUAGUCAAAAACCCUGUGACCUUAUGGUAGUCGGAGAUAUAGGAGAUCACUCUUAUUCCUUUGUCACGCAGAAGAAUUCUUUACUGAGUAAUGAGGUAAAUCAAGCUAUUAUUAGACUAAAAGAAAUGAAUAUUAUUAAAAAAAUACACGAGAAAUGGAUGCUGGGUGAAUGUCACACGAAAAUCUUUAGGGAAGUCUUCAUGGAUGGUCAAGCGUACUUUGAUAAAAUGACUGCAGCACAUGACGACAUCUUCAGCGGUCUUAGCGUCACUUUAUUUGCUGGCCCUUUGAUAAUAUUGCUCAUUGGAAUGAUUAUAGCUGGAUCUUUAUUGGUGGCUGAAGUGUUCCUGUCUGGCGGAGGUAUCAAGCGUCAUAACAUUCGUGAAGGUGGCCACCAGCUUCGAGAAAGCUUUAAUGAAUAAAACUAAUUGAGAUAAAAGCAAAUUUUUACUGGACAUGCGCAGAUGAGCGAUGAGGUGAUGUGUCGGAAAAUCGGUGAGGCAAAAGAUGAACAAGUUACUGAUAAGUGGCUCAUUAAAAUACACUUGUACUAACUUGA